AUGUCCAAGAAGGAUGUGGCGUAUUUCUGGAUCGUACUGCUCCUGUGCCAAGAGCUACGGACCGACCCGAUCGCAGAGAUGGGACCAUCCUCCGGCAUCCUGAUUCAAGAGACACCAGGGUUCAUCUUGACAGAGAAGAGGAUCCUGACCCGACGUGUGUUCGUCAGCUUGGACCCCAAGAUUUCCAUCGAGAAGGCAUACAACAUUUCAUCGAUGCAGCUUCAUGAGUUACAGACUUGGUACCAGAUGCACCUCCAAAGAGCACAUCGAAACAUCUUGGAGCAAGCCCGGAAACCAUUUGUAUCCAGUACUAUUUCGAUGAGCAACCGACCCAAAAGGUUCCUCACCGCCAUAAUUGUUGCAUUAUUUUGUACCACUGUCAGUGCAGUUGUCGCAACUGGAAUGUCUGCAGCCAACUCUAUUACUGUCCAAAAGCUGGAUAUGGAAAUCUAUGCGCUAAAGCAACACAUUAACGAUAUUCAUCAGGUGAUACAACAGCAAAGAACACUUCUCCAAGACGUGUUAACUAUUGUGGAAGACACAGUUGUUACAACAAAUUUGCAUUCGGAGUUAAUUGCCAAAUCCACUGAGUUGCACCAAAGUCAUGACUUAUUUAAGCGUGAACUUCUAUUUCUGCAUGACCCAAUAUUGUUCCACACACUUGCUUUUCUUGACGAAGUGUAAACUGGAAUGAUCGAAUUGGCAGGGGGACACAUACCUCUGUACUUUGUAGCCAAGGAUAUUGUUCAUACGAUGCUUGCCAAUGUGGAUGGAGAAACUAUUGAACCUAUGCAAUUAAAUCUGGCCUUUGAGAUGGGGAGCGCUAUCCCUCUCUUAAUUGAUCAUGGAUGAUUUGCUUUUUAUUAACCAUGCAUGGAGAUUUGCUUUUUAUUAACCAUACCAUAUGUAACUCCCAAAAACAUUUUUCAAAUGAAAACAAUUUGCUAUGAUAAUAAUAAUAUUAUGGUUGAUUGUACUAAGUGUAAAGUUCAAAGGUCUUACAGGUACAAAAAUAUACAAAAAUGUUAAUUCCACGCACGGGCCUAUGUCAGUAGAAAUGAUGUGAGUGCACAAUAUGUCUUGUAACUGCUAUAGUGCUUAUUCAUAGACUAAAUUAAUCAUUGCUAUGAAAAAUCACUAAGGGGGAUUAUGUCAGGAUAUUUAUAUCGGCAGACAUUUUGUGCUAAGAAAGAAAUUAAAAGUGUAUAUUGCCAGAGUCACUCAGAACAGAGCGGACUCCAUUUUGCUAUCUUCAGGAUAACAAAGACACAUAAUUUCCUUGCUUUCACUAACCACUGAGCCUGAGCUAAGGAAUGCAUUAUAUAAACACAGACACUAGUGACAGAGAAGACUAAGUAAUUCAUUUUACUUUCUAAAUUUUACAAGGUCUCAUUGUAAGUAAGGGGUGAAAUUGAGUUUAGAACUCUCAAUUUUACAAAUUACGAUCAAAGUAGUUGCCACAAAGACUGAGACAAACGUUUUGAACUAACAGCAAAUUUAAGUUAUGGUAGUCAUUUUAGAUAAGCCAAAUGACGUCAAAAUCGUCAUCAGGAAAAGUUAACUAUUUCCUGGAUAGGAAGGUUUAGUAAGGCGAGACUGUCCUCUAUGGACCAAAUACAUAAAUUGCGAUCUGAAGGUUGAACACACCUACAGUUUCCUAUUGGCUUUGUCAACUAAUGACGUACAGAGAGUCUGGCCCUUUAAAAGUUAGGACAAAGGGAAGAGAGAAGUUAGUUGGUGGAGUUUGGGAGUUGGUAGAGUUUUGGGCAUUCAGAUUCGGACAUGCAGAGAGAGAGAGAUUCAGGACACUCUCUGGGACUAACACUCAACUCUUAAACUCCUUGACACUUAAAAUUUACUAAUACUUUCUAACCAACAUCACUUUUGUCUAUUACUCACGCACCUCCAUACAACCAAUCAUACUUGCAUUUUCCUGGGACUACCUACUCAUCUGAUGAGAAUACCUACAUAACUGGUAAUUAUGCUGGUUUUAUUUAAUUAAUCUAAAUUAAUUAAAAUUUACUAAUAGCAUGAUAUAUGACUGGAUAAAUCACAGUCAGAUUUCAAUAUUUAGAAAUCUUAGUUAACUAAAGAAUAUAUAGGUAUAAACAUUCAAUUCUGCAGGUGGAAUUAAGAAUAAUUAUAUAUUAAUGUGAUAGUAUCACGUGUUAGCAUACCGUUGUUUUUAUCCAGGUGUAUUGAUUUGCUCUAAUAUAAGAUAAGAUAUCUUUUUAGGCAUAUUAAAAUUAGGCUUUUGUAAAAAUCUGGUAGAUUAUUGGACUAACAAAAUGUAAACAAAACCUGGCAUUUGCGCUACAUGUCUGUCCAACCGUAAUUCACCUCUUUCAUAUUAAAUGCACCCACCCUUAUUAUAUAUCAUUUUAUUCAGGGGAAACAGGGCUUUCAUUUAAUAUCAAAUAUUUAGCAAUGAAACAUAAUUUAAUAUGAAAAAAAUUGGAGAAAAUAAGAUUUUUUUUGAUUUUUUUAGUUCUACAUGACAUUUUAACUGUCAAUGUCAUAAUACUGUUUGCUUUUACUGCAAUAAAAUACACAUAUUUGUAUUCAGCAAAGUCUCACGUGUAAAACAGUACCCCCUAUCUACAGGUUUUAUGGCGUUUUGGGAAGUUACAGGGUCAAACAUAGCACGUUACAUUUGAAAUUGAAAUUCGCCAGAUUGGUUACGUUGCCUUUGGGACUUUAUAGUAGUCCAGGAAUGAAACUUACACCCAUAAUGGCAUACCAUUUGCAAUAGUAGACAACCCAAGGUAUUGCAAAUGGGGUAUGUCCAGUCUUUUUAGUAGCCAUUUGGUCACAAACACUGGCCAAAGUUAGCGUUAGUAUUUGUUUGUGUGUGAAAAAUGCAAAAACGCCAAUUUUGGCCAGUGUUUGUGACUAAGUGGCUACUAAAAAAGACUGGACAUACCCCGUUUGCAAUACCUUGGGUUGUCUACUAUUGCAAAUGGUAUGCCAUCAUAGGGGUAAUUUUCAUUCUUGGGCUACCAUAGGGUCUCAAAGGCACCGUAACCAAUCUGGCAAAUUUUAAUGUGAAAAAAAUGAAACGCAAGCCUUAUAUUUGACGCUGUAACUUUUGAAAACACCAUAAAACCUGUACAUGAGGGGUACUGUUGUACUCGGGAGACUUCGCUGAACACAAAUAUUUGUGUUUCAAAACAGUCAAAAAGUAUCACAGCAAUAAUAUCGUCCGUGUAAGUGCUGUUUGUGCAUGAAAAAGGCAAAAAACGUCACUUUUACUGGCGAUAUCAUCGUUGUAAUACACUUUACUGUUUUGAAACACUAAUAUUUGUGUUCAGCGAAGUCUCCCGAGUAGAACAGUACCCCCCAUGUACAAGUUUUAUGGUGUCUUGGAAAGUUAUAGGGUUAAAUAUAGUGCUAGCAAAUUAAAUUCCCUUUACUUUCGGCAUGGGUUGUCAGGCAGGUCCUGCUAAUUGUAAUUAAUUAAGAUACCUAAUUAUGUAAAAAUAUUACAUAAAUAUAUAUAUAGAAUUAAUAUAUGUAUAUAUAUAUAUAUAUAUAUAUAUACAUACGUAUGUGAAUCUAUAUGUGUAUAUAUAUAUAUAUAAUUUUUUACAAAUAUUUUUAUUUAUAUAUAGGUAUAUAUAUAGUGAUAUAUACGUAUAUAUUUAUGUAUGUAGAUAUAUAUUUUAUUUCGUUCUACGUGUAUUUUGAUAUAAAUAUAUAUAUUAAUAUCACAAUACAGUUAGAACGAAAUAACACACAUCUAUAUAUUUUUUAAAAAAUUUUUAAAUUAUUUUUAAAUUUUAUUUUUUAACGUAUUUCCAUAUUUAAUUUUUUUAUAUUAUAUAUAAAUAUAUAUAUAACAAUAAUUAUAUAUAUAUUUAAUCAGUAUCAGUCUACGUGUAAUUUGAUAUUAAUAUAUAUAUAUAUAUAAUUAUAUAUAUAUUAAUAGUAAAAUACACCUAGACAGUAUAUGUGUGUGUAUGUAUAUGUGUAUAUAUAUAUACUUAGAUCAUAUAUAUAUAAUAUAUAUAUAUGAUCUAAGUAUACAUUUUUAUUUUUAUUUUUACACUUUUUAAUUUAUUUAUUUUUAUUUUAAGCCAGCAGGGGGGACCACCUGUCAUUACAGGCAGUCCCCCUGCUGGCAAUGCAGGAGGCAGCCUACCCGGCUAUGUGAUUGUGAGGUCCUCGCAAGGACCUCACUCUCACAUGGCCGGGGGGGCUGCCAGGAAGAGGAUCUGCCGCGGGGGGGCUCCCUGGGAGUCCCCCCCACCGCGAUCGCCGGUGUGGGACUGCCGGUGACCGGGUAAGUAAUGAAAGACCGGAGGGCGUACAAUUACGCUCGGCGGCGUUUAGAGCCGCCUAAAAUAGGGCGUUAUAGUAAGCCCUCUGGUCUUAAGGGGAUAAAGGAAAGAGAGCGCCCAGGGGCCUCCUUGCAUCAUAGAAUUUUCAUUUAGUUGAAGUUGUUAUGGUGACUAAAAUGUUCCUUUAAUUUGAUUAACCCCUUUAGACCGGAGGGCGUACUAUUACGCCCUAUUAUAGGCGGCUCUAAACACCGCCGGGCGUAAUAGUACGCCCUCCGGUCUUUCGGUACUUACCCGGUCGCCGGCAGUCCCACGCCGGCGAUCGUGGUGGGGGGGACUCCCAGGGAGCCCCCCGCGGCACGACCGUCCUCCUCGAAGCCCCCCGGCCGUGUGAGAGUGGGGUCCUUGCGAGGACCCCACAAUCACAUGGCCGGGGAUAGCUGCCUUCUGCAUUGCCAGCAGGGGGGCUGCCUGUAAUGACAGGUGGUCCCCCUGCUGGCUGAAAAUAAAAAUAAAAUGAGUUAAAAGUGUAAAAAAAUAAUAAUAUAUACUUAGAUCAUAUAUAUAUAUUAUAUAUAUAUGAUCUAAGUAUAUAUAUAUACACAUAUACAUACACACAUGUACACCGUCUAGGUGUAUUUUACUAUUAAUAUAUAUAUAAUUAUAUAUAUAUAUAUAUUAAUAUCAAAUUACACGUAGACAGAUACUGAUUAAAUAUAUAUAUAAUUAUUGUUAUAUAUAUUUAUAUAUAAUAUAAAAAAAAUAAAAAUGUAAAUACGUUAAAAAAUUAAAUUUAAAAAAUAAUUAAAAAUAAAUAAUUAAAAAAUAUUUAGAUGUGUGUUAUUUCGUUCUAACUGUAUUGUGAAAUUAAUAUAUAUAUAUAUAUAUCAAUAUACAUGUAGAACGAAAUAAUAUAUAUAUCUAUAUACAUAAAUAUAUACGUAUAUAUUACUAUAUAUAUACUUAUAUAUAAAUAAAAAUAUUUAAAAAAAAUUAUAUAGAUAUAUACAUAUAUAUAUACACAUACGUAUAUAUAUACAUAUAUUAAUUCUACAUAUAUAUUUAUGUAAUAUUUUUACAUAAUUAGGUAUCUUAAUUAAUUACAAUUAGCAGGACCUGCCUGAUAACCCAUGCUGAAAGUAAAGGGAAUUUAAUUUGCUAGCACUAUAUUUAACCCUAAAACUUUCCGAGACACCAUAAAACCUGUACAUGGGGGGUACUGUUCUGCUCGGGGGACUUCGCUGAACACAAAUAUUAGUGUUUCAAAACAGUAAAAUGUAUUACAACGAUGAUAUCGCCAGUAAAAGUGAAGUUUUUUGCAUUUUUCAUGCACAAACAGCAUUACACGGACAAUAUUAUUGCUGUGAUACUUUUUACUGUUUUGAAACACAAAUAUUUGUGUUCAGCGAAGUCUCCCGAGUACAACAGUACCCCUCAUGUACAGGUUUUAUGGUGUUUUCAAAAGUUACAGCGUCAAAUAUAAGGCUUAUGUUUCAUUUUUUUCACAUUAAAAUUCGCCAGAUUGGUUACGUUGCCUUUGAGACCCUAUGGUAGCCCAAGAAUGAAAAUUACCCCUAUGAUGGCAUACCAUUUGCAAUAGUAGACAACCCAAGGUAUUGCAAACAGGGUAUGUCCAGUCUUUUUUAGUAGCCACUUAGUCACAAACACUGGCCAAAAUUGGCGUUUUUUGCAUUUUUCACACACAAACAAAUACUAACGCUAACUUUGGCCAGUGUUUGUGACCAAAUGGCUACUAAAAAAGACUGGACAUACCCCAUUUGCAAUACCUUGGGUUGUCUACCAUUGCAAAUGGUAUGCCAUUAUGGGUGUAAAUUUCAUUCCUGGGCUACUAUACAGUCUCAAAGGCAACGUAACCAAUCUGGCGAAUUUCAAUUUCAAAUGUAACGUGCUAUAUUUGACCCUGUAACUUCCCAAAACGCCAUAAAACCUGUACAUAGGGGGUACUGUCUUACACGUGAGACUUUACUAAAUACAAAUAUGUGUAUUUUAUUGCAGUAAAAGCAAACAGUAUUAUGACACUGACCUUUAAAAUGUCAUUUAGAACUAAAAAAAUAAAAAAAAAUCGUAUUUUCUCCCAUUUUUUUCAUAUUAAAUUAUGUUUCAUAGCUAAAUAUUUGAUAUUAAAUGAAAGCCCUGUUUCCCCUGAAUAAAAUGAUAUAUAAUAAGGGUGGGUGCAUUUAAUAUGAAAGAGGUGUAUUACGGCUGGACAGACAUGUAGCGCAAAUGCCAGGUUUUGUUUACAUUUUGCUUUGUUCACAAUGUGUACAUUUGGCUCCGUCCUAAAGGGGUUAAAGGAACACUAUAGUGUCAGGAAUACAAACAUAUAUUCCUGACACUGUUGUAGAAUUAUUAGGCCUCUAUAAAUCUGUAAGGCCCCUUUAAAUCCUCUUGCUAUACCUCUAAGAGGCCCCAUAGUUUUACAAGAAAGCUUUGUCUAUAGAAUAUAGAAUUUGCAUGUCAGCAAGAAAUAUUAUGCAUCUGUAGUGUGAAACACUGUAGCAUCCCACUUACAAUGAUAGUUUUGAUAAAAUGUGUAUUUACUAAAAGCCUUGAAACCUAACCUUGAGAAACUAACAGUGCCAGGCUACACUCUAAAUGGAUAGCUGCCAAAAGGCCCCUCCCGUCGAGUGAGCUCCUCAUGUUAACAAAAUGGCGCUAAACCCUGGAGGAGACAAUCAUGACGAGGAUAGUGACCUAAGAUGGUACACCCCGUAGGGAGGGCAUUUUACUAACUACUUAGCACCUAAGCCAAUUAACAAUGUCUAUUUGUCUAUAUCUUGAUUUUCUUCAAUGAUGUAAUAAUGCCUUUAAAAGGGCCUGCGAGCCUGCUUUUUAAUCAGAAGCCAUUAAACUUCUCCAAAGUUCUUUCAUUAACCUGAACUCUGUGUCUCAGUGUGAAUUUACUUCUGCGUGCACGCAACUUUAUUAUCUUUAAUUUGGACAGGAACAGAUAGUCAUUCAAACUAAUUGGUUUGCAGUAAAUCAUCUACUACAGUUGGCGCCCAAAACGUGGGGCUCUGGGUUAUGUCCUGCCUGGGCAGCUGUCCAAGAAGAUGCUGGGGGGAUGAAUCCUGGGGGAAGGAAAAGAGCCUGAUCACCUCUGAAUACACGGUAGAGACUGCUGCAGCACCUAGCCGGUAUGUUCCUACCCCUGUGAUUGACCUGUCCCAGUGUCUGUGACUGCUGCCGAGAGGACAUCAAAGUCAGGUAAUAACUUGCCCAGAGUCUUUGUAUUGUUAAUGAUACUUAAUUUACCUGCAUGUUGACUAUCUGUUGCCUGGGUGUGUUUGUAUUGGUUUGUGUUUAACUUAGUACCCGGGGAGUGUGAGUGCCUGUUUACUCCUUUUAGGUACCACGUGGCUGUGGUAGUAAGGAAAAAGGGGGGUGGACCUGUGGAAGUUUUCCUGGGGGUCCUCUAUUGCCUGUUUAAGUCUUUUAGGAGCCACGUAGCUGUGGCUGUAAGGAAAAAGAGUAGGGGGAAUCUGUGGAGGGUGAUGUAGACUCACUGCUUCCUGGGGGUUCCCCAUAGUGUCGCUUUGACUGCUUAGCUAGCCUCAUCGGACACUUCUUCUUGGUAAAAUUCCAGCCUCGAGCGCUGAGGCAGGUAAGAUUCCAAUUCUUUAGGCUAUACAGGAUUCGGGUUGGAAGCUGUUGCUGUUUCCUGUGGCUGCUGGUAGUGAGACUUGCGGGUGGGUCCGCAACAGGGACACUACGAGGUUGAGGGAGGUGGCUUUUGGCCACACGAGUAAAGGCAAGGGAUAAAACUGUUGAACUUAUUUGAACUGUGAUGCAUGCACUGUAUUUACACUGAAAUGUUAUUGUCUUAAUUGUCUGUCACACAGAUUCCUGUGUUUACUUUUAUCUUACUCACUGUACUAUUUACACUUUCCCCUCCUAUUUCUCUUUCUUUGUUGAGAGAAGUGAUUGGUCACACACUUCUCGCCACGCUCCAAUUCCGCGGCUACCUCGGGUAGGCGGAAUUAGUGACUAGUCUACGUUUUGGGAAGACGUACGUAGGAACCCACUCUUACGUAGCAGUCGAGCACUGUAGACCUUCUUUUCUCUCUUUCUCUAUAUCUGGGACGCCUUAUAUAGGGAGGAUGGGACAGAAGUUAGAUAAACCCAGUAAGGGUUGGUUAGCAUGUGAUCUAGUGGAAGACAGAGAAGGAGAAGAGAUGGUUAAGAAAGUGAGGAAGAUUGCUAAAGUAUGUGGAAUUACCGUACCUCCGUGCGGCAGAUUGUAGCCAGAGAUUGUGGCGUAAGUUACUGACAGAGAAGAAAGGGAAGCUGUUGGACCACGAUUUGGUUCGUACAGCAGAAGCCUGGUACCGAGUAGCAAGAGCUAUUCAGCAAAAGGGAUAGGUUGAGGAAGAAAUUGAUCACAAAGGUUUAAGAUUGUUUGUGUAUUAUAAUAAUUGUGUUACUGGGAAGUCCUCCCAGCCAGCGCCCUAUGAUGGCGCCCAGGAGGUGACCACUCCCAACAUUGCGUCAGCAAUGACCGAAAUGUAGGUGACCAUGGUCCCCACCCCUGGUCCCCACCCUACCACCACCCCUAUUUGCCCAGUCCUGAAUGCUGAUGGAUCCCUAUUCUUCCCCCCAUCAGUCCUACAGAUCUCGUCACCCUCAUCCUCUCUCUGCAGCUCCCUGCACCUCCAGUCCGUUUCUCCCGUCAAAGAUUUCUGGUUUCCAAACGUAUAAGUCUCUGUCCUUCUGUCUUGUUACUUUACAGCACUCACAUAGUUAAUUUUCAUGCCUGCAGUCUCUCUCUCUCCCCUUUUUGCACUGUCUCACUUUCUCCCCCCCCUCCUCCCCGCUUGCCUACAUUUCUGCAUUUCGGAGCUACUGAUAAGAGUUAGAGACGGGAUUUUUGCUGGAAAAUAUUCUAAUUCAAAGGUUAUGGUGUUAUAAUUGUGUAAUAAUAUUAUUAUUGUUGCCGUUUGCAUGGCGCCGGCAGAUUCCACGGUGCUAUAUAUAUAUAUAUAUAUAAAUUGUGUUUUGUGAUAAAGUAGUGAGGAUUGUGGGGGAGACACAAGAAUGUAGCUCAGUGUUGAUUACGGAGGUUAAGUAAGUGAAUCUGAUACAAGAAUAGAGGAAUAUUUGGACGUGUUAAGUGUAAAGGCAAGCGUGAUUUGUUGCAAAACUAUGCAAUGUGGAUAGAGGGAAUAUGCGAAGUUGUUUAGUAUGUGAAGAGGAAAGUGAUUAAUGGUUGGAGGAUGAUAAGGGAAAUUGGUUGAAUUCCGUGAGUUUAUUUUGCAUCAUUUUAUUAUUUUAAAGUUAUUUUAAAGUACAUGUUUCUAUGGACAGCUGUAUGGGCUGUUAAAUGCAUAAUGUUUUCAACUGUCUUAUUUAACCUGCCAGGUCUGUUCAUAGUUUAGUAUUUCAUUUUGCAGAACAGAAUGUUGCUUCUCUGACUUAUUUUAUUAGUUAUAAUAUAGUGUAUUGUUGAAAGUGCGUCAGCCACCACCCUAAAGAUGGCGCCUAGUACAGAAGGAGGUUGACCCUGCCAGUCCCGUGACCUAUCUACAGUCACGGUUGCUUCUAAAGUGACGUCACUUCCGCCCUUACCAUGCCCACACCUCCUGUCUUCCUUUCCCACACAUAUCAUGGACGUCACCCCUCUCACUUCCUCCCUUGCUGUCAUUUCCUUCCCCGCCCCUGUCAUGGCUGCCUCCAUCAUGAGGCCUACCCCUAUUAUGCUCGUCCUAUUUAGAGACAUGUUGUUUUCCUUACACUCUACAUAUUAUGAACAGAAACAUUAUAAUUACUAAAACAAUCAUGCCAUUUGUUUCCCUGUAUCAGAAAUUUGUCCGUGAUAAAAAAAAAAAAAAGAAGGUUGCUAGAAUGUCAUUUGCAACUGUGGUGUGACCUACAAAUGAGAUCUGUUGGACACGAAUAUAAGAGCAUAACAGCUGAUUAUCCAGAUUAAUCUUGCAACAAGGGAAAUAGCCAAAUAAUGCAAGUUAUUUUAAACAUUGUAUCUUUACUUAAUCGAAUCUUGCUAGUUACAGAUCGUAGGUUUACAGUAACAUCCUUUACUUUAAAUGAUGGUUUAGCAUUAGAAGGGUUUGUGACAUGUUUUAUUAACCCAGCCACUACUGGUUAUUCAUUUUAGUUACAGGGUGGUAUAAUUGUUAUGGUCUAACUAAUAUAAAUGAUAGUACCGCAAUAGUUAAUGUUUUAUCCAAAGAUAUUUAGGAAAUUUACUUCACUUACUAUUAACCAUUAUUUAUAAUGAUAGAACCCACUGAUGCUUAAUGCCCCUGCCAUGGCAGUGUCUACAGGGAACAAGGGGGGCCACUAGCCACUGUAACUUUACCUAUUGAAGGUCACCCUACUACUUUCCUGGUUGACACAGGUGCAGCUCGCAGUGUUCUUAGAGAACAAGACCUGCCUGACUCAUCGUUCCUGUCUGACACCGAUGUCUCUUGUGUUGGUGUUGAUGGUAUUUCCCGCAGUAACCUGUCCAUGUCCCAUUAACCUCUUGGGUGCUGAUGUCCUAUCCCGCCUCCAAGCAUCCAUGACCCUCACUGCAGACGGCCAGGUUCAAUUAAAUACACCUUUGUCACGAAAAGACACUGCAGUUCUUUGUUCCCUUCCCAUUUUACUUGGAGAUGACAUCCCCACGACAGAAAAAUGUUCUCUGGACCUCCUUUGUUAUCUUGCAGAUCAGGGGUGUAAGGCAUCUCUUGUCAAACUUCAAUUUUGCCAGGCCACAGUAAUCUUUCUAGGCCAUUACCUGUCCCAUGGCACCAGACACCUCACCUGUGAUCGUGGCCAUUCCGCCUCCAAAAACUCCUAACUCCCUCCACGCCUUUCUAGGCCUCAUUUCUUACUGCCGAGCGUGGAUCCCAGAGGCCUCUCUACUCUGUCUGUCCUCAGAAGCACAUGACAACUUCUACACUCUCCAACGUGCUAGUGCCUCUGCUCCCGCCCUUGGCUUGCCAAACUACACCAAACCAUACAAAUUAUUUGUGUCUGAAAGACAAGGCCACGCUACAGGAGUCCUUACUCAAGCCCAUGGACCUGGCGGCCGCCAAAGGCCUUUUGGCUUCUUCUCUUGCCAACUGGACAUUGUGGCUAGAGGAACCCCCUCUUGCCUCCGAGCUGUUUUUGCCGCUCAGGAACUCAUCAACCGCACUGGGGACUUGGUUCUUGGCCACCCUCUGACUGUUUUGGCACCUCAUGAUAUUUCUGCCAUACUUAACCAGGUCCAACUCAAACAUGUCACCCCUGCCAGGCACCUUCGUCUCCAAUGUCAUCUCCUGUUACCUGACAAUGUUACCCUUCAAAGAUGUCAGGUUCUGACUCCGUCCACUCUUCUGCCACUCCCUGAGGGGGGGUAGCUACUAUGGAUUUACCAUGGCUCGGGCCCAUGGCAAAACUAUGGGCCACCAUGGAUGAACUACAGCUCCAAGAAAAAGGCGUUGUCAAGUACCCAACAACUGAACAUGUAAAAGCAUGGCCACGGUACUUUCUGGAAGAAGAAUUUGAAGAUCUGGUCAUAAAGCACGACUAUGAUCCAGAAACGCCCCAUAACUGUUUUGAACAGAUGCCAACCGUGCAUGAGGAUCCACUAAUAGAUCCUGACCUCACCCUGUUUGUGGACGGCUCAAGGUAUGCGGAUGAAGAAGGAAAAUACCACACAGGAUAUGCCGUCACCACAACAGAUGAAAUUAUCAAGUCAUCAUCUCUACCAUCAACAAUGUCUGCGCAGGAAGCUGAAUUACAAGCCCUAACUUCAGCAUGCAAGAUAUCUGAAGAAAAGCGCGCCAAUAUCUACACAGAUUCAAGAUAUGCACUGGGCGUGGCUCAUGACUUCGGAUUAAUUUGGAAAACAAGAGGAUUUCUUACCACUGCCGGUACACCAGUCAAGCACAGUUCUACAAUCAAGGAGCUGAAGAAGUGGCCAUUCUGAAGGUAAAGGCACAUGGGAAGUUGGAUUCGAAUGAACCAAGGGGCAACCAUCUGGCUGAUCAAGUUGCAAAACAAGCUGCAAGAGAACUACAGGAAGUGGACAGAAGUGUGUCCGGAAACGAAGAAACUCCCACAUUUACCUUGCAGACACUUCCAACUGAUCUAAAAAUCCUACGGGAACAACAGGCUGCAGUUGCUCCUGAAGAAAUACAAAAAUGGAAACAGAAAGGGGCAGUUCUGAAGGAUGGAGUGUACUCCAACAACCUCAAGUUCUGCCUCCCUAAGAAUUUGUACCCAGCAGUCGUACAAUGGGCACACGGACCUGCACAUUUAUCAAAGGAUCUAAUGAAUGCUCUUGUACAAAAAUACUACCUCACUGUCCCCAUAUGAGAUUCUAUUUGGGACUGCACCUAGGCUAGGUUGCUAUUUUCCCCAACAACUACAACUUCAAACUGAUGUUUUAGUAGAUUAUGUAACUGAACUCGCAAAUGCUUUAAACAAAAUCCAUGCCCAAGUUUUCUCUUCAAUUCCAGAUCCUGAUUCUGAUACGGGCAACCACAGUCUGCUCCCUGGUGAUUGGGUCCUAGUCAAGAAAUUUGUGCGGAAACACACCCUGGAACCAAGAUUUGAUGGACCAUUCCAAGUUCUACUGAUCACCUCCACCUCAUUCAAGUUGGCUGGGAAAAGCAACUGGAUACACGCCUCCCAUUGCAAAAAGGUUCCUGUCCCAGAGGAAGCAGACUCCUCACAACCAUGUACCUCUGGUACAUCAUCCCUCUGAUUAGUUUCCUUGAGGCCCAACAAGUGGCCAUUACCAAAGAUGCUAGUGGGUACACUUUCUGGUAUAAUUCAUCAUGUACCCACGUGGCUACAUUCACCUUUGAUUACUGUGAUAUUGUAGAAUGCCCAUUCCCUAAGUCACAGAUUCAAGCCAUUUAUAAAGAUAUACCACAAGCAAAAGACCCUUACGUUUGUGUAGUAGAUGAACAAUGGGGUUAUGACUGUAACUACUGGGGGGCUGCAGGAUGGAAUACUGGGCCUGCCUGGGGUUAUAAACCCAAAAGUGCUUUAUCUAAGAUAGACAAUCAGGGUAGAUCCCUCCUUCAAAGAAUGACUUUAAGAAAGCCUGGAGGAAGUACCCCUAUGAAACUAAUGUUAAAUAUUGAACAUCCUGGCCCCGAGGAUGCAGACCGAUAUGUAAUGGGAAUGUACUGGAAGAAAGGUUCCUACAACAAAUUAGGUAAUUUCUACCUCAGAGAUAUGUACCACUCUCCAGAGUGGCAAGGGGCUGAUCAUAUGGUCCCAAAUCCGCUAAAACCACAUAUCCAGUCCUUUAAAGAUAUGAUGGCCAUCGCUAACCCCACUUUUGAAGAUACCAUGGCCGCUGAAACUGGAUUCAAUUACAUUAAUUUGUGGUUAGAAUGGAUGAGGUAUAAUGCCAACAAACAUAAUAAAACAGCAUGUUAUGUAUGUGGCGGUGCCCGACCCCACCUUGGCACCGUCCCCCUAACUCUCCCUUUAGAGAUAGAAGAUUGCUUCUUAAGCCUUUUUGCCUACCAAUAUGACUUUAAUAGGUCCCUCUGCAUGGCAUGGACGGCAGAAUACCCUCUCUUAGUUGAAAAUGUUAAGCCACCAGAUGGAAUCACAGUCUAUAGAGGUAAUUACACUUGUUAUGCCAUGUAUAACGGGAUUGGUAAAUUCAUGGGUAAUUUUUCUAAAGGUUAUUGUGCCACUUACAGAACUGUCCCCAUACGUCUGUUACAACAUCACACCAGGUCACUAGGAGACAUUUACUGGCUAUGUGGGGACUUGCAGUUAAGAUCCAGACUGGAGACUGGCUGGUGGGGGGAGUGUACCUUGGCCAAGGUUAUCAUGCCCAUCCACAUUAUUUCUGACAAUCAUCCCGGCACCCACGAUUCCCCACAGACGUUAGCUAGGAUUAAGCGAGAAACCCCAGUAAAAGGCAGUUUUGACCCACACAUUUACAUAGAUGCCAUUGGGGUACCUAGGGGGGUGCCUAAUGAAUUUAAAGCUAGAGAUGAAGUCGCUGUAGGUUUUGAAUCACUUUUUACCAUAGUCACUGCCAACAAAAACCUUAAUUGGAUUAAUUAUAUCUAUUACAACCAGCAGCGCUUCGUGAACUACACCAGGGAUGCCCUCCAGGGCUUGGCCGAGCAAUUACAGGCCACAUCCCAAAUGACCUUCCAGAACAGACUGGCCUUAGACAUGAUCUUAGCCGAAAAAGGGGGGGUCUGUAAAAUACUACCCGACACUAUGACUUGUUGCACUUACAUUCCAGAAAACACAGGUCCUAAUGGUAAAGUCACUCUGGCCAUAGAUAAAUUAAAUAGACUCUCAGAAGAGUUAAAGAGAAACUCUGGAGUUACUGAUCCCUGGGAAAAAUGGUUUGGUUGGAUGACUGGUUGGCAGAGAGCUUUCGUCCAGAUUGGUAUUGCCUUACUAAUUUUUCUUUUUAUUCUCGCUCUUCUCAUUUGUUGUGUCCUCCCAUGCCUAAGGAAAUUCCUGCAGAAAACUGUACACCAAGCAACACCAACCUUCGCCCAUCUAGAGAUUGGUGACCAAGACCUCACAUCACCCUGUAUUCCGCUACAAACUCUCCCGUAUGCUGAUGAAGUGCAGAAAGUCCAGGAAGGGACAGUACAGGGACAGCGUCCGUCUUUAUGGGUAGACUGCCGUACGGAGAAGUAGUGGAUAAGCCACUAUGGGUUACCAGCGGAGUGAAGAGUGUUCCUGAACCGUACUGACGGAUGUGCUGCAGCCUGUUAGGGUCAAGAGAGGGAUAGACUUGCACUUUGCAUUAACACUAAGUCAGCGGUCAUGGGGUUUCUGUGUCUUUGGGCUAACACAUCUUCUGAUACUAACAAAUUAAGUUUUGUCUUUUAGCAAAUAACAUUUUAAGGGGGGACUGUUGUAGAAUUAUUAGGCCUCUAUAAAUCUGUAAGGCCCCUUUAAAUCCUCUUGCUAUACCUCUAAGAGGCCCCAUAGUUUUACAAGAAAGCUUUGUCUAUAGAAUAUAGAAUUUGCAUGUCAGCAAGAAAUAUUAUGCAUCUGUAGUGUGAAACACUGUAGCAUCCCACUUACAAUGAUAGUUUUGAUAAAAUGUGUAUUUACUAAAAGCCUUGAAACCUAACCUUGAGAAACUAACAGUGCCAGGCUACACUCUAAAUGGAUAGCUGCCAAAAGGCCCCUCCCGUCGAGUGAGCUCCUCAUGUUAACAAAAUGGCACUAACACCUGGAGGAGACAAUCAUGACGAGGAUAGUGACCUAAGAUGGUACACCCCGUAGGGAGGGCAUUUUACUAACAUCUUAGCACCUAAGCCAAUUAACAAUGUCUAUUUGUCUAUAUCUUGAUUUUCUUCAAUGAUGUAAUAAUGCCUUUAAAAGGGCCUGCGAGCCUGCUUUUUAAUCAGAAGCCAUUAAACUUCUCCGAAGUUCUUUCAUUAACCUGAACUCUGUGUCUCAGUGUGAAUUUACUUCUGCGUGCACGCAACUUUAUUAUCUUUAAUUUGGACAGGAACAGAUAGUCAUUCAAACUAAUUGGUUUGCAGUAAAUCAUCUACUACAACACCAUAGUUGUAAAAAAGCUAUUCACCCUGGCUUUAUGUUAAAAUGACUAUGCUCCUUCCCUUUCAUGACACUGUCAAAAAGGGGCCAAGCAUGGAUGUCAUUACAAUUAUGCCUGCCCCCGGAAAAAUUCCUGCGGACGCCCAUGAUGUUAAUCUAUUUUUUAAUUUAUUUUUUAUAUGAUUGCACAAAACGUCUCAGCCUCUUUGCUUAAUUAUGUACACCCAUCCUUAAUCACUCACACUCCUUAUUGCCUAAAUACGCACACCUUUAAAGGUUUUAAAACUUCUAUUUACAAACUUAUAUAAACCCUUGCUGUGUUCUAAUAAAUUGAAGUACUUAUUCAGCUUUUUUUUUUUGUGUGUGUGUGUCAGUCAAGUUUUGUUGCUCCCCAACACUUUUUGUGGAGAAACUUAAGCUGCACAGAAUCAACACGUCCAUAAGGAGGGCACUUCCCUCCGGGUAACUCUGGCACCAUAACUCUCCUCCCAUACACCACAGAGAGUGGUAGCAGUAUCCCUGCUGAAUUCAGAGUAACUCUCUCCAUAGUCUCCACCGUUGUACUCACUCCUAUACUAACCCUGCCUCACAUAAACACUAUCGAAUAAUUUGUUUGUAGCAAAUAUGCAUGAAAAUGAUUGCAUAGAAAGCACACUUGUUGUUACUCAGUUGCUUUAUAGCCUUUCCGAACUGGGCACAUUUACACACCGCUCCUUUGCCCUUAAGUAGGAUGGCCGCCUCGUGUUUCCUGUUACCAGCGGAAACAUACGGUCUUAUCUAAACAUCUGCACCGUGUGCGGGAGCUGGAGUCCUCGCCAAAGUAACACACUGUGCCCUGGGGAUCAUCGUCUGGUGUCGGCGGCCGGAAUCUAUUUCGGGACUUUGUGUAGCUAUUUGUAUCCGCGGCUGCUGCAGCGCGGGGCGAGCAGUGUGAGUGUGUCAGUGUAACGCUGUAUUCCCGGGGCUCGGCCGUGGCUGCAUGCAGUAUUAGCGGCACAUAAUUAGGGGAUGCUGAACGCCAGGCACUGGCCAGCUUAGUCUUAGUAGGGAAAUGUGUGUUUAUAGGACAGCUCCCCAGAUAAACUAGCAAAGCAUAAUCGGAGUUGUAGAUUUAGCCACUCUUGGCAGACACGAACAGACCGUCUGCUGGCGGAUACUAUCAGUUUGAUCACUGUUUUAUAUUUUCUUCUUCUCAUUGAUGCCACUGUUCCAUAUAGUGAUACACACCAUUAAAGGGACACUCCAGGCACCAUAACAACUUUAUCUAAACUAAGUAUUUAUGGUGCCAAUAGGCCCCCUGGCUAACUCUUAUCACAAUGGGUUAUACCAUUCCCAAACAAGUUAAAACCUAUCUUGGUUCCAACGGCAGUAUCCACUCCUCCCUGGCGGCUUCCAGCUUCUGAAUUUUAAAGGGACACUAUAGUCACCUGAACAACUACAGCUUAAUGUAUUUGUUCAGGUGAGAUCUGUAGCUCCCUGCAGGCAAUCUAAUGUAAACACUGUAUUUUCAGGGAAAAACAGUGUUUACAUUGAUAGAAAUACUUCCAGUGGCCGUCACUCAGACGGUCACCAGAGGGACCUCCUAUCAUGUAGCGCCCUAAAAAGGCCUUGUACAUGUCAGACGUAUUAAGAUACGUCUGACGUGUGCAGAAGAGAGAAGGCACUGUGUGCGCACCUUCUCUCUCCUGCCUGUCAGCAGAGGAGAGGGGGCAGGCAAAGACUGUGAGCUGAGCUGUCAGUCAGCUCGCGGACGCGCACACCGCGAGCAUGUGCGGUAGUGCGCUCAAAAUUUCAGAAGUAUGUGCGGUGAACCUCACUAACUUUGCACAUUGAAAAGUGUGACAGAACGAGCACUCUCUUGACACACAUUCUUUAUGAGGUACUUUUGAAAGUGACAUUCAAAGGAACUUAACCCCUAUAACUUGCUGUGUCCCUCAUAUUAAUGGACCACUAUAGUGCCAGGAAAACAAACUCGUUUUCCUGGCACUAUGUAGUCCUUAGGUUCCUGCCACCCUCAUCGCCCUCCGCUGGGCUGAAGGGGUUAAAACACUUACCUUUCUCCAGCGCUGGGGAACCCUCCUACUCUUGCUGACGCCAGCGCCGUUUGUGCAUGCGCGGCAAGAGCCGUGCGCGCAUUCAAACCGCCCAUUCAAACCGCCGCAUUACUCAAUGCAUUCCUAUGGACGUCAGCGUCUGAUUUUCACAGUGAGAAUCUCGGAAGUGGCCUCUAGUGACGGUCAGUGAGACAGCCACUAGAGGCUGGAUUAACCCUCAGUGUAAAAAUAGCAGUUUCUCUGAAACUGCUAUAUUUACAGCUGCAGGGUUAAAACCUGGGUGACCUGCCACCCAGACCACUUUAUUGAGCUGAAGUGGUCUGGGUACCUAUAGUGGUCCUUUAAUUUGAAACUGUGCAUAAUUGUCUCCUCCAGAGCCACACUGAGGCAGAAUUAACUUUCUCAACCAACCACAACUUAUAUGUUGAAUCGAUCUUACUUCAAUAUGCAGCACAUUUACCUUUUUUAUUUGUUUUAUUUUUCUGAUUCUGGGUACACAAUUAUUGAGGACUUAUUCUAGGCUUGUUGAAGAAAUAAACAUUUUAAAGACAGGAGGCAGGUAUUUGCUUAUUCCUUCUUUACUGUCACCUCUAGCAGCAAAAAGACAGUAGACGUAGUCCGUAAAUAACAACCAAUCAGAAGUAGGUAACCCUUAACUAGACCCUCCCACUUUCUCUUUCUUUGAGGACGGGCAGGAAAACAGAUGACAUCUGUUAAUGGGGCUGGCUGCGGCUAAUGGAAGUAGACAGCCGCUCUUCCAGACUCCCUGCUUCCCCCUCCUUCUGUCUCUCCAGCCCUGUGUGCACCGUGAGGAAGUGAAGGGAACUGUAAUAACUUCCUCCCGGCGCUGAGGGCACGCAGGGUAAAGGGCGGUUGGCCGGUUCUGCGGCAUGGAGGCGGGCAGGAAGCAGGAUCGGCUCUGCAGCAUGUCGGCGGGAGGCGAGCAGAGUUGGCUUUGCGGCAUUAGUUUGCUUUGCUUUAUCUGGUGUCCUGCCACGUUAGCUUGCCAUUCCCCUGCGCUGCCUCUGCACCGGGAGGAAGUAAUUACAGUUCUUUACUACCUCCCGGCGUUCACAGCGCUGUACUGGGAUCAAGACAGGAAGAGGAGGGAACUGGCUGACGAAUCCCAGGUGCCAGGACAAAAUAUUGAGUCGCCAUUGCGACCUGGAGCCUGGGAUUUGUCGAGCCCAUAUAUAUAUAUAUAUAUAUAUAUAUAUAUAUAUAUACUCCACAUCGUUUAAUUAUUUGAUAGCUGCAGUUAGAUUUUUCCCCGUUAAUCUAUGUUCAUGCUGUAGUUUACAUUUUUCUAUCAUCGUGUCUUAAAGGAUCACUAUAGUGUCAAGAAAACAAAUCGGUUUUCCUGACACUAUAGUAACCUGACGGUGCCCCCACCUUCAGGGUCCCCCUCCCGUGUUGCUGAAGGAGUUAAAACCCCUUCAAUUAGUCACCUUCUUCCACCGCCGGGCUCCCUUACCUCUCCUCCCCCGCCGACGUCAGCUCCCCCGUCUGAUGUCAGCAGAGCGGAAUGCGCAUGCACGGCAGUGCCACGUGCGCAUUCAAAGUGUCCAUAAGAAAGCAUGUUUCAAUGCUUUCCUAUGGACGCUCUGCGUGAUGGAGGCAUAAUAUGCCUCCAGUGUCGCAGAUGCGCAUCUAGUGGCUUUCCGGAAGACAGCCACUAGAGGCUGGCUUAACCCCAAAUGUAAACAUAGCAGUUUAUUGAGCUGAAGUGGUCUGGGUGACUAUAGUGUCCCUUUAAUCAAUCACCUAUAAUAGCUAAUCCUAAGCACCUAGUGGUUUUCAUCUAUUGGAACUACAGUUCUAUCCUACAGAAUUUUGCAUCCUUUGUUUAAUCAGAUGGAACUGUGCUCCUAAUGACUUCCCAGUCUCUCAUUUACAUAUUUUACCAAAAAGUGCAGUACCGUCGACAUUUAAUGAUACAUCUUCACCGCUUUGUUGUUUACAACCUUGUGCAGUCUAUGCAAGCUUGUGUGUUUUGCUAUGCACUACAAAAAUAAAGAAUAUAAAAAAAUGUUAAAUUUAAAUAUACAAAUCUAUAGCAAAAAUUAAACCUGAAGUACAACCUUACCUAAGAAGAAACGUCAUCAUAAACACCACUAGUGACAUGAAGAGACAAAGAAAAACAGUGUUGGAAAAAACAAGGGGAGGUGGAAUAUUCGCCUCCUGUCUUUAAUAAAAUUUUUAUUUUCUUCACCAAGGCUAGAAUAAUCCUCAAUUUUACAGCAAGAAAGGAGGCCUCAUAUUUGCAAUUUUUAUGCUUUGAGAGUAAAGCAAAAGAAGCAUGAGGAGAAUGGCGGAAAUAAAACUUCUGGAAAGUAGAUUUCUGUGAUCAAUACGCUGCAGUCAAAACCUCAGAUAACAAACUGCCGAAAUCCAUGCCAGACGCGCUGCGGCACCUCACACCGAGUGGGCACCAGAAAAUUCCUCUAUUCCUGCGAUGUGAAGAAUUAAUCCAUUUGAUAUAUCGAGCUAUCGUUGUAGUCAAAACCGGUUUAAAAGGUUGUAUAUAUGUGAUCCAAAAAUUGAUCUGCAACACCAAAGGCGGCGAGCUACACAAAGUUGAUGUCAAUUUGCAAAAUACGGUUAAGAAUACAGAAGAAGAAAUAUUAGGGAGGGAUUAUCUCUUUGUAUUCGGAGUGUCACACUUUUUAACUGCAUUGUUAUUGGUUGUAAACUUUGUGUUGGAGUCCCCAACAAGGUCCAUGUGGUAGUGCCCCUUACAUAAAAGCCAAUGUGGCACCAAUAAACUGCAUUCCUGUUGUACCCUUCAUCUAUUCUAGUUUGGGUAACUGUCUACUUGCUGGUGGAGAACACUACUUGGAUGCCAGAUUUGUCUGGAACCGUUUGAAUCUUCACCCGAACUGCAAGCUAUAAUCACUUAGUCUCAGCAGUUCGGGAGGGAAUAGGCGAACAAGGUAUCUACUAUACCAGCGUUCGUAACAACAACUAAAAUCUAAUAGGUUUAUUUAAAAUCUCUUUCUGUCUCUUUUGUCCCUUUUCCAGCCCCUUUAGGUGUCUCUCUCCCAAUCCCUGGUCUGUCUCUUUUUUUGCCCAUUCCACAGCCCCUCUGUGCAGUGUUAAAUUUCAAUUUAGUUUUAGUCAUAGUCUUUUGACUAAAAAGCUGUUUUAGUUUGUAGUACAUUAAUUUCAAUUGGUUUAGUUUUAGUCGACUAAUUCUCAAAAAUUGUAGUCGACUAUUAGCAUUUGUGGAACUUAACCUGGGAUAUGCAUUGGUCUUGCACAUAUUUUAAAUAGUCUAAAACUUAAACAUAUAUAUGUUUCCUGUUUUUAUAGUACGUUGGGUUGAAAUGA
Pelobates cultripes (western spadefoot toad) is the source of this 21184-nucleotide messenger RNA. Lineage: Eukaryota; Metazoa; Chordata; Amphibia; Anura; Pelobatidae. The record is from the annotation of a GenBank genome assembly.